Aspergillus terreus NIH2624 is the source of this 4062-nucleotide messenger RNA. RefSeq names its product RanBP1 domain protein. The transcript is spliced from 2 exons. Lineage: Eukaryota; Fungi; Ascomycota; Eurotiomycetes; Eurotiales; Aspergillaceae. Gene Ontology annotation, biological process: intracellular transport. The record is from RefSeq and is a predicted model, not a curated record. Gene Ontology annotation, cellular component: nuclear pore. The coding region runs from base 1 to 4062 and encodes 1353 amino acids.
AUGUCGAGUACGCCGGACGAUAAGCCACAGCGGGCGACCGCUGCGCAGAUGGCGAACAGAAAAAUCAAAGAUAUUCGAAGACGCCGUCCCAAUACCUCUGGAGCAGGAGCUUCAUUUGGUGGUCCCUUCAACUCUCUCGAUCCUAAUACUGUCUCCGGUACACCUGGCGCGCCUCAACCGGCGACGAACGGCUUUACAUUUGGUCAAUCACAAAGCUUCCCAGGAGCUAGUUCAACUCCUAGCCAGCCUAGUCAGAACGGCUCGUCCCCAUUUGCAUUCGGCCAGGCAAGUGGAUCAUCAUCGUUCAAUUUUGGAUUUGGCGGUUCCGGCGCCGCCAGCAAUCCUUUUGCCAGCAUGAAUACCGGUGGCUCUGGCCAGUCCUCCGAUGGAGGCAGCUUCUCUGGCUUCAAGGGCAAUUUGUUCAACAUCCCUGCCACUAGCAGUCCAGCGCCGGCUCAGCAGUCCUUGCCUUCUGGUGGUCUUUUUGGAGCUGGACAGCAGCAGAACAACACUUCUGGCGGCCUGUUUGGAAACACGAGCACGCCCUCUACUCAACCUGCAUCUGCAGCUCCCAUCGCCGGUGGCAUCUUCGGCCAGACUAGUGGUAGCACCACUCCCCCGACGAACAUUUUCGGACAGUCUACGACGAACAAACCCACGGCCUUUGGUCAGUCUACAGCAUUCGGUGACUCCAUGCAGACGUCCCCCGAUUCCAAACAAUCGAAACCGUCUAUCUUCGGCGCUGGAACUACUUCAUCUGGGUUUGGCGCUUCAUCGGGUUUCGCCAGCCCAGGAGCCGGUUCGUUGUUUGGAACUCCGACCUCCAAACCCGCGGAGACCCCUGCCAAAAACCUAUUUGGGGCGAAGCCUGCAGAGCAGUCUACCCCUUCAACAUCGUUGUUCGGCGCGACCACCCAGCCCAGCUCCGCUACCACACCUGCUCCAUCCACUACUCCCGCUGCAGCCAGCACAACUCCCGCCCCCUCCACGUCUCUAUUUGGCGCAGCAACUCCCUCCGCGGCGUCACCGGCUGCACCAUUCCAGAAUCUAUUCGGCACACCUGCGCCGUCCACCACGCACAAGCCUGCCGAGAAAGAAGAGAAAAAGCCCGAGGAAUCCCAGCCUAAGCCAGCGUUCCAGUUUGGAGCUUCCACCAGCGGAGCUACCCCGUCUUUGUUCUCCAAGAGCGAGACUGCUGCCGCGCCUUCGGCACCAGCGGGCGGUCUAUUCCAACCUCCUUCCACUGGCAGCUUGUUUGCCCCCAAACCCGCUGCAGCUGCUGAGCAGGACAAGACUGCGUCCAGCGCGGGAAAUCCUUUCGCUAGUUUGUUUGCACAAAAGCCCGCAGACACAAGCAAGCCAACAACGGAGCAGAAGCCACUUCCUUCCCCUGCUCCGUUCAGCGGUCUCUUCACGCCCAAGCCCAGUGACGAAGCGAAGAAGAGUGAGUCAGCAAAGUCUACCACUCCAGCUCCUCUCUUCUCGGCACCUACUACUACUACCACGCCCUCCGCCCCCAGUCUCUUCGCCCAACCAUCGCCGGCUUUCUCUACAUCGACAACAGAUAAACCUCAGGCACCUGCGUCUCCUGUCCCCGCGCCUGCCCCGAGUCCCUUGAAGAUCAACAGCCCCGUUUCCACUUCGAAACCCUCCACCACGACGGAGAAUGCUGUCGACAGUCUCUCCAAAGCUACGCCGUCUAAACUGCCCGCCAACCUGGACAAGAAGGAGAAGGAUGAUGUUGAAAUGGUGCACCGCAUGCGUAUUCUGAAUGAGAGCUUCCAACGUGAACUCUCUCGCUUGAACCCGGCAACGGAUGAUUUCGACCGUCUUAUCGAGUUCUACACGCGUGUCCGUGAAACUAUUGGCGCCCCCGUUGGUGGCAAGCGCAAGUCUCGGGACGAUGGGGGAGUAUCUACGGCAGAACCAGCUUCCAAGAAGACGAAGCCAUUUGGCCUACCUUCCGAUGCAGCAUCGGCCGCCAAGGGUGGCACGCCCCCUCCGCCUAAACUUUUUGGAGCCAGCACCCCCACCACAGCCACCAAGCGCAAGUCGACUGAAGAUGAGACUAGCGCAGCUCCCGCCGAAAAGCGCGUGAAUGGCGACUCUACAACGGCCAGUAUCUUCGCGCAAUCCUUUUCUAAGUCUAAGACUUCGGAAUCUGGUCCUGAGUCGACUACCGCGUCGGCUGCCAAGCCUUCUACUCCUGACACAAGCAAGCCCGCUCUGUUCUCCACGACUCCCACGACCUCACCAGCAAAGCCCCUAUUUUCCGCGCCAACCACAACCAAGGAGGCUUCCGGCUCGAAACCUCUCUUCUCUACUACCCCCAAGCCGGCGUCCACUGCACCGUCGACCGGCUCCACUCCUGCGAAUCCUUUCGUCCUGAAGCCCACGGGCGGACAGAGCUCGACUUCUGCAGCCCCUCCGCCAGGAUUGCCAAAGUUUGGCUCCGGUACCACGGAUUUCUUUGCUCAGUUCAAGCAACAGGCGGAGAAGGAUGCCGAGAAGGAAAAGGCCAAGCGCAAGGCCGAGGACUUUGAUUCCGAGGAGGAGGACGAGGCUGAAUGGGAGCGUCGGGAUGCUGAGGAGCGUGAGAAGAAGCUGAAGGAGCUUCAAUCUCAAUCCGUGAAGCGCUCCAAGUUUGUUCCUGGAAAGGGAUUCGUGUUCGAGGACGAAGCUAGUGAUGCAACUGAGAAGGAAGACAAGGCUGCCCCUGCUGCCUCGUCAAGUGGUGCUUCGGUCUUUGAUAAGAAGAGUGCUUCUCCUGUCAAGUCAAACAACAUUUUCGGCCACCUGUCCGCUACCCCCUCUGAGGCGGAAGAAGACGACGCGGAUGACACUGAAGAAGCUUCCGACGGCGAUGAGGGUGAUGCCACAAAAGAGUCUUCGUUCGGUGCUACAAGUGAGGAUGAUAACGCCCGGGAUGCCGAAACGAGCGAAGCUGAGUCGAAGGCUGUCUCUGGUAGCGUGGCUGAGUUCUCUGCAAACGAGAGCGGCGACGAUGGCGACCUCACGAAGGCGAUUCAGAACUCCAAGAAGGCCACCGAACCCGCUUCUGGUGGUCGCAGUUUGUUUGACCGUGUCCAGUAUGACCAGGACGGGAAGCCCAAGCGCCAGAAUGAAGAAGAACCAAAGAACCCUUUCUCGGGCCUCUUCAACAACACAAAGUUCUCCUCGCCGGUGAACUCCACUAGCUCUACGCCCAACCCCUUCACUUUCGGAAAACCUCAAAGCGAGCAAGGCGAUGCCUCCGCUUCGAAGCCUGCCACUCCCAACAUCUUUGGUGCUGCGAAGCCGGCUGGCAGUCUGUUUGGCUCCCCAACUCCUAGCGCCUCCGGUGCGAGCACGCCAUCUAUCUUUGCUGCGAACCAAGGAACGGACAAGACCUGGAAGCCCAAUUCUCCCAUCAAGUUCGCCAACUCCACCUCCACUCCGGCGUCGAAUGGUGAGUCUGGGGCGGCCGAUACAUCCAAGCCCUUCUCUACUUUGUUUGGAGGCGAUGGCGCAUCGGAUUCGAAGGCUGCUACGGGAAGUGGGACCCCGUCUCUCGGAUUUUCAUUCGGCGGUCCCUCCCAGCAGUCCUCGUCCUUCCUGGCGCCGUCGAGCGUCAGCUCUGCAACUCCUAGCCGGGCGUCGACCCCUGGUGUGACCUCGGACACUGGCGCGGAGGAGUCUGGCGAUGGUGAUGCGGCGGAGAAAUUGCCCCAAGUUGAUCUUGCGCGCAGCCGGGCGGGCGAAGAGAACGAGGACGUCGUUAUUGAGACUCGUGCUCGUGGAUUGAAGUUUGUUGACAAGUCCUGGGAAAGCCAAGGUGUUGGAUUUCUCCGUGUCUUGAAGGACCGCACCACGUCUCGCGGCCGCGUUAUUCUCCGGGCUGACCCCAGCGGAAACGUCGUUUUGAACGCGGCUCUUAUGAAAGCCAUCGAAUACAAGGUCAGCGGCAACAACGUUCAGUUCCUCGUCCCCAAGGCCGAGGGACCACCAGAGCAGUGGGCCCUCCGCGUGAAAAAGGAGGACGUCGAGCGUCUGGGUGCUGCGAUGCAAGAGACGAAGACCUGA